This is a messenger RNA of Mycena citricolor, 488 nucleotides long. The record is from the annotation of a GenBank genome assembly. NCBI's taxonomy places the organism in Eukaryota, Fungi, Basidiomycota, Agaricomycetes, Agaricales, Mycenaceae.
GCAUACUCUCUUAUGAUCUCUUACGACUCAUACUCAUGACUUGUACCUAGACUCUGUCUCUAUAGGUACUGCUAAUGUUAGCUCUGUGUCUUCUACACUCGCUGAGACUCUGUCUCUAUAGGUGAUCGCUACUGGUCAUAUCUCCACUGCGCGGUAUUGUCUGCGACACUCACAGGCAAUGACCUUGUCGUUGCUCAUGCGUUGGCUGGCGGGAAUAUCACUGGACAUGUUUGCCUUGACAAGAAUGGACAACAGAUCGCAACCUGACCCCAAGUCCUUGGACCCAAGCGCAACACAUUCGGCUUUCGAUUUGUCCAGGAGCUCCUUUCCUAUUGCGUUGGAGUAGGGGCACGUGACCACAGCGGAUCAGAGCAGGCCAGAGUAGUCACAAGGAGUCACAGUAGUCACAGACAUUCACGCUUGGCACAGGCAUUCAGGAGUGACCACUCCAGCGUAUAACUUCUUGUUCACAUAACGAAUGACUGUCC